UUCUUCCACAUCGAACAACUCGCACCUCUCGCCUCCUCGAGCGAACCCUUAUGUGUUUCGCUUGAGGUCCAAUCCCUUAAAAAACUUUUCUUUUCUUUUAUUUGGUGUUGAAACAAGUUCAGCACCCCACAAAAAUGGCUCCAACAACAAGAACCAUCACAAAUAUGGCUUGCCUUCUGCUACUGACCUUGUCCAUGGCGGCAGUCGCAAAUUCCGGCAUCGCAGACUUCGACGAUUUCUGGAAAAAACGCGCCGUCGAAGCCCAAGAAGCCGCCGCCGAGGCCUACGAACCCAAUCCCGAGAAAAUCACCGACUCCAUCAACGAGGAAGUUGGCGAGCUGUUGGCGGGAAGCAACAGAACCGGGAGGAAUUUGAAUUCGAAGAAAUACCGUGGCCCAUGCCGCGCCACUAACCCCAUCGACCGGUGCUGGAGAUGCAACCCCAAUUGGGCGGCCAACCGCAAGAAAUUGGCCGAUUGCGUUCUGGGUUUCGGCCGGAGAACGAUCGGCGGUAAGAUGGGGCCGUACUACUUGGUCAACGAUUCGUCGGACUCGGACCUCAUGAACCCGAAACCCGGAACCCUCCGACACGCGGUGAUCCAAAAGGGACCGCUGUGGAUCAUCUUCGGUAGCAAUAUGGCGAUUCGGCUGACUCAGGAGCUGAUCAUGACCAGCGACAAGACCAUCGAUGCAAGAGGGGCCAAUGUCCAAAUCGCUUUCGGGGCCGGAAUUACCAUUCAGUACGUGAAGAAUGUGAUCAUCCAUGGGCUUCGUAUCCAUCACAUCGUGGUCGGCACCGGCGGAAUGGUCAGAGACUCGGUUGACCAUGUGGGGUUGAGGACAAUGAGCGACGGCGACGGCAUUUCCAUCUUCGGUUCCUCCAAUAUUUGGAUCGACCAUGUUUCCAUGUCCAGAUGCCACGAUGGUCUAAUCGACGCCAUUAUGGGAUCCACCGCCAUCACCAUCUCCAAUUGCCACUUCACUCACCACAAUGAGGUGAUGUUGUUCGGAGCCAGCGACGGGUACUCGAGAGAUUCAAUAAUGCAAAUAACGGUGGCAUUCAACCACUUUGGCCAGGGAUUGAUGCAGAGGAUGCCGAGGUGCCGAUGGGGCUUUGUCCAUGUUGUCAACAAUGACUACACUCAUUGGCUUAUGUAUGCCAUUGGGGGCAGCCAGCACCCCACCAUCAUCAGCCAGGGCAAUCGCUUCAUCGCUCCUCCAAAUGUCUACGCCAAAGAGGUGACAAAGAGGGAGUACUCGCCGGAGAAUGUAUGGAAGAGCUGGACAUGGAGAUCGGAGGGAGAUCUUAUGAUGAACGGAGCAUUCUUCGUUACCUCAGGCGACCAGAGCAAGAGAAGACCCUUUUCAAAGUUGGAUAUGAUCUCUUAUAAGCCGGGGACAUUCGUCACCAGGAUGACCCGCUUCGCCGGUGCACUCCCUUGCUUCCUCGGCCGGCCAUGCUAGACUCCAAACUUCCAUCCUUUUUUACCAGACAUCGCUGGAAACUUGCCGUCAAAAGCAUAUAUAGAGAGGAACGAGAGAUACAUUUAAUUCAUAUACAACUCUUCGUCAGGGUCACUACUCAACACACAAGUAUGGAAAUUUUGGUUAUUGUGUCGGCUGAAUUGGGUGAAGGCAUAAAGAAGGAAAACACAUACUUGUGUAUCUGGCCGUUUCAUUACCAGAACCCAUAUAAGUGAACUUGUUUUAUGAUUACCUCUA
This is a messenger RNA of Momordica charantia (bitter melon), 1721 nucleotides long. Its product is annotated as putative pectate lyase P59. Gene Ontology annotation, molecular function: pectate lyase activity. Lineage: Eukaryota; Viridiplantae; Streptophyta; Magnoliopsida; Cucurbitales; Cucurbitaceae. The record is from RefSeq and is a predicted model, not a curated record.